AUGGGAUCGACGCGUCCAGCGCCCAUCGCGCACAAUUCCCCGGCUCUGGGCCCAUCUGCAUCAUCCGUCAAAUCGCAGCCCCGUCUUCAACCUUCACCGCUACCAUUGCAGCCCAUUGAAAACUCAUUCCAUCCGCUGUCCCGUGGCCCGCACAGGCCAUCGCCGACAAAAGGUUUGCCCACCCUGGGCUCACAUCCCGGGCGAAAACUCGGUUUCGUUCCCAUCUCUGCUCCGGCCCCUCCGAUGUUCACCACCGACUCCCCUACCAAGAAACCACCCUUCUCUAUCUACUCGCAACCCUCGAUGCCCCAGUCGGCACUCUUCACCACCUUCUCCAGUGUCAAUAUCGAGUCCAAGGAGAACCAUCAUCCCGAGGACCCCUCCAAUGGCAGCUUUGCCGAUUUCCCAGAACCCUCAUAUGAAUCUCGGCUUCCUAUGAAGCGCAGCCUCAUGGAAUCCGCCCCAUUGAAAGAGCGCUCGCUCAAGAAACAAAAGCGCGAGGACGCGCCCCUUCACCACCUGCCCGAGCCACAUGACAUGCCACCCAUCGAAGACGAUGGCACCAAGCCACCAUAUAGCUACGCGACAUUGAUUGGCAUGUCGAUUUUGCGCGCUCCGAAUCGCCGCCUUACAUUGGCGCAGAUCUACAAAUGGAUUUCCGACACAUUUUCGUACUACAAAAACAGCGACCCAGGCUGGCAAAACAGUAUCCGCCAUAAUCUCAGCUUAAACAAAGCCUUCAUCAAACAAGAGCGUCCAAAGGAUGACCCGGGCAAGGGUAACUACUGGGCAAUCGAGCCUGGUAUGGAAGUGCAGUUCCUCAAGGAUAAGCAAGUUCGCCGUGCCACCAUGUCCAGUCUUCCUCUCCCUGCAAUUCCCCCCAGGGAUCUGAUUCCUCAGUCGCAAGGCGCAAGCACGACCACCUGGAUGGUGCCUCCGCCACCCAUGCAGCAAUCAGCCCCGCCAAAGGUCUCUUCGCGCAGCGUUGACCUGUCAUCGGAUGCUACUUUGCCCGCGUCUGACCCGGCCCUGCAAGACGACACAGACGAGGGCGUCCACACGACUGCGCAUCCAACUGGGCCUCUGCGCUCAUCACCUCCCCCAGCAAUUAGAUCAUCUCCCCCCAUUGCGCCCCCUCGUUUUGCCCGCCAGGGCACCCCGCCUACACCUACCCAGGCCGGUCCGACCCCAGCUCCUCGCCCACGAAAGCGCAAGUCGAUUACAAUGAAUGACAGCGGAUAUUUCUCCUCCUUGGAAUCAUCUGCUUUGCGCCCGAAUAAGGCCGGUCACAUGCUGACAUCUGACCUGGAUAUCGAACCCCCGCGCAUCAAGCGCGGUCGUGCUGAAGAAGAGAUCGCACGGAUUCGCAGCUCCUCCCACGAUAUAAGCCCGGCGCAACCUGCCACGCGCAAGGACACUAGCACCCUGGUUGGUUCUUCGCCUCUGCGUGGAGGCUAUGUGAGCAUGCAGCCACCGCCGUUGACUCCUGUGAUCAAGUUCAAAAAACCAGCCAAGCCCCCACCAUCCGUCUCACCCAACACCAACCUUCGAAAUCACCGUCGUAAGAUCCAGCAGAUGGUCAAUUCACCCAUCAAGCACUUGGGCUUGACAGAUGAAGCCCUGCCUUGGAGUCCGGCUUUCAAUCUUCAUGAUGAAAGCUACACGCCGCACGAUCAUUUCCAUACCACAUUCGAUGUCUUCGCAGACUCAGGGCCCGAGCAUGUCUCGUCGGCUACAUAUGGAUCCCCUGAGAAACGCUCUGUCAAGCGUCAACGAACUGACCACGGACACACUGCGCUCGCCGACAUCACUGCGGUCAGCGUGAACCGUCGGGCUGGUAUUCCCUCUCUGUCACGGUCCAAGUCAGCAGUUUUCCCCGAGUCUCCGUCUAAACUGCCGGAAAUUGGCCGCCUCGGCGACACCAGUCAGGAUGAUUUUUUCUCCUUCCACCUCUUUGACGAGGGCAACGACAGCUCCGGGGAGGUUGACGGUGUGGAUCUUUUGCAGGGGUUCCAAAAGAUUGGAGGGUCUACGAAAGAUGAUGCCCUCAAGCCUCGGGCACUACAUCCACGUCCCCAUCUGAGCAGCCGCAGCAACACCACUCUAUUUUAA
Molecule: messenger RNA, 2112 nt
Organism: Penicillium longicatenatum
Lineage: Eukaryota; Fungi; Ascomycota; Eurotiomycetes; Eurotiales; Aspergillaceae
Product: forkhead box transcription factor
Exons: 1
Coding region: 1-2112 (703 amino acids)
Biological process (GO): regulation of transcription by RNA polymerase II
Molecular function (GO): RNA polymerase II cis-regulatory region sequence-specific DNA binding; DNA-binding transcription factor activity, RNA polymerase II-specific
Source: RefSeq, a predicted model, not a curated record